UCCAACUGUUCCAACGACCAGAUUCAUCUUCUGACCACACCACUCCAAACACCUAAGCACAACAAAACACAAAGAUCCAAAACAUUCUGCAAAACAUACAGAAAAUUUAACAUCACUGUUAUAUAGUUUAGAUCGCAGCAACUGCAAAUUCUCGGAGCUGAUUCAGAUUAAUUGUUUCUUUCUUCACUUAAUUUGAUCAUCGUACCAUUUGUGUCGAGAUUUUUAGAUAAAGUGGUUGUUUAACAUCGUAUUAGAGUCGGAUCAGACCAGAGGUGUUGUGUUCAAAUCUCAUUUCCACCCAUUUUGGUUUCACAGGUAGGGUUUGUAUGUGGACCAUGUGUUAGGAACAGGUUAAACCUAAACGAGAUUGUCGUUUAACAAUUCUUUCGUCUUAGGUUCAUGCAGUGGCAUUCGAAUGGUAGAUGAGAUUGGGAAUUAGGAAUACGUUGGGGAUCCUAGGUUGACGGGCUAGCGUAAUGAGGGUAGAAGCCAGUGCUCAGCUUGAUCGGUCAAUGGGAGACGCGUUAUUUCAAGAAAACGUUGAUGUUGAGUUGCAUUGGGUUCAGCGACAAGGGUCGUGAGAAGAUGGAAUUUUAGCGAUUUUGGUUCCAAAUAAUUUUGAGGAGAUAUAAGAUGGAUGAGCUUGGUCGUGAUGCGGAUCAUGACAUACAUAUGGUUGCUGGUUUGAGAAAUCAGAAAGAUAGGUACUUACCUAUUGAUGUCCGGAAAGAUCACAUGAUUGAUAAAAGAUACACAGGCGACAGCAUUGUCCUUAAUCAUCGAAGCCCGUCUAAGAGAGAUUCAGACAGCCUUGUUUCAAUCGUUUACGUGCUGAAAACGUUGUUCCUGAUACUACUCUGGUACACAUUCAGUACAUGUCUAACGUUUUAUAACAAGACCUUGUUAGGGGAUGACAUGGGGAAAUUCCCUGCUCCUCUGUUGAUGAACGCCUUCCAUUUUUCCAUGCAAGCUACUUUGUCAAAUGCCAUUACGUGGUUUUGGCCCGACAGAUUUCACUCCUCGUUUAUGUCUUGGAGGGAUUAUUUUGCCAAAGUUGUACCGACGGCUCUCAGCACCGCAAUGGAUGUUAAUCUAAGCAAUGCUUCUCUGGUCUUCAUCUCCGUUACAUUUGCCACUAUGUGCAAAUCAACAUCACCAAUAUUUCUCCUUCUUUUUGCCUUUGCUUUCAGAUUGGAAUCUCCAAGUGCUAAGCUGCUUGGCAUCAUCUUAAUCAUUUCCUUUGGGAUACUAUUAACAGUGGCAAAGGAGACAAAAUUUGAAUUUUGGGGUUUCAUAUUUGUUAUGCUUGCUUCUGUCAUGUCGGGGUUCCGAUGGACGAUGACACAGAUUCUUCUCCAGAAAGAAGUGUAUGGUUUCAAAAACCCUCUAACUUUGAUGAGCUACGUGACUCCGCUUAUGGCAAUUGCAACUGCUCUACUUUCGUUGUUAUUGGAUCCAUGGCAUGACUUCAAAACCAGCAAUUACUUCGACACCUCAUGGAAUAUCGCAAGAAGUUGUUCACUCAUGUUCUUUGGUGGAACUCUGGCUUUUGUCAUGGUAUUAACUGAAUAUAUUCUGGUCUCAGUGACUAGUGCAGUAACAGUAACAAUAGCGGGCGUUGUCAAGGAAGCUGUAACUAUUUUGGUUGCUGUCUUUUAUUUCCAUGAUGAGUUCACCUGGCUGAAAGGCUUAGGCCUUGUUACUAUUAUGAUUGGCGUCAGUUUAUUUAACUGGUACAAAUAUCAGAAGUUGCAGAAAGGCAAGAAAAUGUUUGUAUCACCAACAGGUGCUGCAACACCAAAGUAUGUUGCCCUUGAGGAGAUAGAUGUGGAAGAAGGCAGCCACUCAAAACUGAAUUUUGCAUUUGACAGAUGAAAUUGUGAACAAGCCUCUUAUGUUUUCAUAUCAUGCAUUAGGUUUAUGUUUCAUUUCUUCCAAAUACUAUACUCUGAUGUUUCUUGUUUAUAUUCAAUUCUGCAUCAGCAAGCAUUCUUGAAGAUGAUUGUCAUUUGUGCCAGCAUUUUAUAUAUCUUC
Molecule: messenger RNA, 2034 nt
Organism: Sesamum indicum (sesame)
Lineage: Eukaryota; Viridiplantae; Streptophyta; Magnoliopsida; Lamiales; Pedaliaceae
Source: RefSeq, a predicted model, not a curated record